Cajanus cajan (pigeon pea) is the source of this 1856-nucleotide messenger RNA. RefSeq names its product seipin-2. Lineage: Eukaryota; Viridiplantae; Streptophyta; Magnoliopsida; Fabales; Fabaceae. Gene Ontology annotation, cellular component: endoplasmic reticulum membrane. The record is from RefSeq and is a predicted model, not a curated record. Gene Ontology annotation, biological process: lipid storage; lipid droplet organization.
UAUAUACUUUCUUUUUCAGAAAGAAAAUUCUCAAUUUUGUGGUAUCAAAAUGAACCACUCCCCCAAGUUCAAAAUCCGAUCACAAUAUCUUCAAUGGACGCGCCGUUUUCGGGCCCAAACAGCCAAAACGACGACGUUUUCUUCGACGCGCUUCCUCACUGCCCCUUCGACCAUUGCUCCGGCGCCGCCGAUAACUCGCCGGAAUCUUCCGCCUCCGCUUCCAUUCUCUCCGGCCCCAACCCACCUUCUCCAUCUCCGGUGACCUCAAUCCGCCGCCGUUCAAACCGCCGUCGUUCACCGGUGAGGGAACCCACGAACACUGAUUCUGACGGCAAUUCGACCACUGGCGCCGGAACGAACCUUCGAAUCAAUCAAAAUCUCGGAACUUCGAAGGAAAACGAGAAUUCUCCCGAGAAAUGCGAUUCAAAUCAAGAGAAUCACCGUCCCUCUUCACCUCCAAGCGUUGGCACCGAAGAGGGGAAUGUCAAAGGGAACGAGGAAUCGACGUUAACCACCGCCGAUAACGACGACGGUGCCGCCGAUUCCGCUGACUCAGCGGCGGUAGUCAGUAGUUCCCCUUUGAAUUCUCUUGAUUAUGUAACGGGGUUGUUGAUUAGGGCAAUUGUGUUUCAAAUCAAUUGUUUCGUUGUUUUGGUGAAGUGGCCAAUUUGGUUUAUGUUACACGCUUUCAUGUUUUUCGUGGACCCUUUUGGGACAAUUAUAAAAGGGAAGGGUUUUUUGUGGGAGAUUUUGGGUAGAGUGAGGUGUGGUGUUUGGGGGUGCAUUGGUCCUUCGGCUCAGGGAUGGUUGAGAGAGCACAAGUCAUUGUGGAAUGUUGCAUUUAGGUGUGGGUGGGGAUUGUUGUGGUCAAUCUUUGUUUGUUGCAUUUUGUUUUGUCUUUUGGUUUGUUCCCUUAUGGUGAGUGGGUUUUUGUUGAGGUGCUUGGUGGAGAAGCCAUUUCAGAUGAGGCAGGUUUUGAACUUUGAUUACACCAAGCAGAGUCCUGUUGCAUUUGUGCCUGUAAUGUCUUGUCAUGGUGUUGGGGUUGGGGGUGGGCAAGAUUCUGAGAAUGGCAUUGCUGUUAGAGAGUGGAUGGGUAGGAGAGCUAUACCUGCUAACCAAAAGGUGCAGGUCGCUGUUUCAUUGGUUGUGCCGGAGUCGGAAUAUAAUACAAAUCUUGGCGUCUUUCAGAUCAAGGUAGACUUCUUGUCUUAUGAUGGCAAAUCAAUUUGGAGUUCAAACCAACCUUGCAUGUUAAAAUUCAUAAGUGAGCCUAUCCGCCUAAUCAUGACAUUCCUCAAGCUUGCACCUCUUGUCACUGGUUAUAUAUCAGAAACCCAGACACUGAAUGUCAAGAUGAGAGGUUUUGUUGAAGGGGAUGUACCUACUUCAUGCUUAAAAGUAACCCUUGAGCAGCGAGCAGAAUAUCCACCUGGUGCGGGCAUUCCUCAAAUAUAUGAUUCAUCAGUAGUUAUUGAAUCAGAACUUCCCUUAUUCAAGAGGAUUAUAUGGAAUUGGAAGAUGAUCAUAUUUGUAUGGAUCACAAUGGUGACAUUCAUGAUGGAGUUACUAUUUGUUCUAGUGUGUUGUUUGCCUAUAAUUAUUCCAAGAAUCAGGCAAUGGAGUGGUUCUGCUCGUGGUACCUUAAAUAAUCUCCAGGCACCAAGUUGAGUCUAGUUCUUUUCCCUGGCUUCUUGACAAUAAUGGAAGAUUUUUUUUCGUCUAAUAAUAUAACCUAGCAUUUUCUGACACGUAUACCUAUCUUUAGUGAGGCAUCGUAACUUAAAUUACUUUUUUCCUUUCCAAAUCACUUGUGUACAUGUUUAAAUGUAAUGUAACAUGGCCAAAUCUGUCCA